This is a messenger RNA of Seminavis robusta, 5657 nucleotides long. The record is from the annotation of a GenBank genome assembly. Lineage: Eukaryota; Bacillariophyta; Bacillariophyceae; Naviculales; Naviculaceae.
CCUCGAGUCUGACCCAUAAUAACUCCCGCAUUCAACAAAGACAUCACCAAACGAAGUUGCAAACAAUGAAGUUCCAUUCCACCAUCCUCCAGGCCCUCAACCACCAUGCCACAGUGACACCUGACAAGGUCGUCUUUACUUGGGUUGACAUCAAGUGCGAGGAGCAGAACAAGCUGACGUUCCAGCAGCUACAGGAUGCAUCCAAUGCCGUUGCGACUCGUCUCCUCAAGCUCGGAUGCCAAAGGGGCGAUCGUGUCAUGGUGGCAUACCCCUUCGGCCUCGAGUUCUUGGCUGGCAUGUUCGGUGCUAUGAAAAUCGGAGUCAUCCCCUGCUCCAUCUACCCACCCAAUCCCAACCAGCUCAAGACGGAUAUGCCCAAGUUCCGUGGAUUUGCCAAGGAUGCCGGAGCCAAGUAUGCUCUCAGUACUUCUGCUUUUGCUACUGCCAUGACUGCAGUCAGUGUCCUCUACAAGACUGGUGUUACGUGGAUUGGAACCGAUAAACUACCAGUCAAGAAAAGCAACCCCAAAAAGCCAAAAGGAUUCGAGACCUACAAUAGCGAGCCUGAUGAUAUCUGCUUCAUCCAGUACACUUCUGGUAGUACGGGCCGACCUAAAGGAGUCAUGAUCAGCCACCAUAACCUGGUAGAAAAUUGCAGGGCUGUUGGCAGUAUGUCCGAUGUAGAUUCUUCCACUGUGGCGGCCCUGUGGGUUCCACAAUACCAUGAUAUGGGCCUUGUUGCUGGAUUCAUGUCUUCCCUCUACACUGGUAUUCAUCUUGUCAUGGCAUCACCUCUGGAUUUUGUUGCCAAUCCACUGCUUUGGACUGACAUGGUGGAGAAAUACCAGGCAAAUCUUACAUGUGCCCCAAACUUUGCCUACGCCUUGCUCCUCAAACGGUUAAAACAGGCCAACCGAAAAGCCAACUGGAGUUGUGUAAAGCGUGCCAUGUUUGGCGGUGAACCCGCCCAGAGCCACGUUGUGGAUGCAUCAGUAAAGACCCUUUCCAUCAAGCCUGAAAAUGUCUACAACAUCUAUGGUCUCACUGAGUCUGUGGUGUUCCUCACAGGUGGCUCUGCCUACCCUGACUCUGAGGGGCUUGUCUGCUGUGGUGCUGUGGACUCCCCAUCCGUGAAGCUAAGAAUUGUUGAGGAUGGAAAAGAGGUUCAAGAAGGACAGGUUGGAAGCAUCUGGGCCCAGUCUCCCCGUGUGGCUGCUGGGUACUAUGGCCAGUCUGAGUUAACCACCUCUACCUUUGCCAAUUCAUUGCCUGGCUAUGAUGGCACCUGGCUUGACACUGGUGAUUUGGGAAAGAUUGUUGAUGGGCAGCUGUACAUCACUGGCAGAAUGAAAGAUGUCAUCAUCAUCAAUGGAAAGAACUACUAUCCAAGUGAUGUGGAGCUCUUUAUUGAUGAAACUUUUGGAGAUGUGAUCCGCUCAGGAAGAACCAGUGCUUUCCAGCAUGGAGAUGCAAGUGUUGGUAUCACAGUGGAGGGCCGCAAGGGGUUCGACAAGUCAGGAAAUCAAGACUUGGCUGUCCAGAUAGCCAACCAUGUAUCUCAGGUGCAUGGGCUGUUUGCCUCUGAGGUUAUUGUCCUCAAGCUUGGCGUGACACCCAAGACCACCUCUGGGAAGCUGAAGAGGAGUGAGAUUAGGAAGACUACAAUUGCUGGUGUUUGGAAGGAAGCUUCUAUACUCCUUCAUUUCCAGCGGAAGGAAGUUGCUGCCCCCCUUGCUUCUCGAAAGAGAUCUUCCUUUCUUGAGAACUCUUUUGCAAAUCAAGGUAUUGCCAGUAGCGAGUUCUAUUUGGCUGAAGAAACUCAACGCAAAAUCAAGCGUAGGUCAAUGAGUUCGUUUGACUUCAAAUCAAUGAGAAACAUGAUUGACAGCAGUAUUGAAGAACCUUAUCUCAUUGAGGAAGACGAUGAAAAACAGCUCCAUGUUGCUGUUGUGGGAGCUGGGGCUGCCGGUCUCAUUGCUGCGCUCAGAUUGGCUCAACGAAAAAUCAAAGUCACACUGCUGGAACGGAAUGAGAAUAUUGGUGGACAUGCUAGACACGUGGAAGUUUUUGGGCAUGAACGCAAUCCGGCUUUCGGAGUUUUUGUUGCACAAGAGUCGCCAAACCUAAUGAAACUGACAGAGGAGCUUGGGGUGACACCAAUUCAUCUUGGCGAGUCAAGGCAAGCACGAGGUUUGGUUUCUCAAAAGUCUCAGCCUAUUCCUGAGGUUCCAGAAUCAGAAAUCGGCCGCUUCAUUGCUCAGAUGCAACGCAUUCACAAGGCUGGUUCUGGUCAGAAUGAGACAAUUGGACAAUUCCUUGACCAGAAUGGAUAUGAUCAGCACUUCAUUGUGUACUUUUAUGUUGGCAGAAUUGUCAGCUUUUUUGCUGGGCAGUCCAUUCAAGACUACCUCAACAUUCCAUUGGAGCUGGUUGCUUGGUUUGUUAUAAUUGUUUUUGUCAAGAACAGGGCCCUCCUUCGCAUGAGCAACAGAGAAUACAUGGAGGCUUUCUGGGCACAGUUGCACAACCUUGGUGUUGAAAUCAAGACAAAUGUGGCCACCAAGGUAGCCAGCCGUGAUGAUUCUGGAGUCACACUUUGCACAGGCCCCUGUGGUAACGAAGAUUUUCUGAAGGUUGACAAGCUGGUGUUGGCAGUUCCACCAAAUGCAGCUGCCCAUGUUCUUGAAGAUUCCAUGUCACCACAUGAAACUGUUCUGACUGAGUUUAAAUGCCCCCUGGAGACAGUUGUGAUGCACACAGAUUCAAAAUGGAUUGACAACAAGAAACCAUGCGUUCUGUUUGCCAAUAUCCUGGAUUGCGGCAAAUCAAGUUUACCUGCAGCUUCUGACACCAUCCCUUUGACGACAUCAUUCCCAAGUGACACAGAUGGCAAAACACCAAUUUAUGUUACACAUGCCUAUAACACAUAUGAAGAGCUUGAGUUUGAUUCGCCAGUGGAGAAAAUGUCAUUCACUCAUACCAGAAUAACAUGCAAGGCCAUUGAGCUCCGAAACUCUUUGUUGCAGCACCAAGGGAAUCGAUCUACCUAUUUUGCUGGUGGAUGGACACGAGGGACAAUGCUACAUGAGGACGCCAUUGUUAGUGGAAUCCUGGCAUCCAACUCUGUGCUACAGGACGUUGGCAUGAAGCCACACCCUGUGCUUGAGCGAGAGACGAUUGUUCCAUCAAAUAUCUUGAGUGAACUUGGAGUAGCUGAUCACGGACAGUCAGACAUGCAAGCACCCACAAGCGAUAACUUUUCAAGCAGAUACUCCGAUAUAAUUAUGUCUGUUUUUGGAUCAGAGGUCGACUCAUCCAAGACAUGGACAGAGAAUGGGCUCACAUCUCUAAAGAGUGCAGAGCUGAGGAACAUGGUUGAGGAACAGUUGGGUGUGGUCCUUCCAGCAAACUUUGAACAGCUCUACCCUUCACCAAGUGAGCUUUCAGUCUUCUUGAAAGCAUCAGAGAGCAAAAGAUUCCCCAAGCAAGACAUGUGCAAUCACCCGGACUUCCUUUGGAGCUCAAAAAUAUCAAACCUCAGCAAGCUACAGCUAGGAGCAAUCCAAACUCUUGGAUAUGUUGUGAUUCUUAUCUUGCUCUUGGGCUCAUUGGUUCCAUCCAUCUUCCUUAUUUCCUGGGUGAUGAACCAAUGUGGCUCAUCCAAAGGUGGAGGCUGUAAUGAUCCAAUCUCAUGGGCCUUCUUGCCCAUAGCUUUCCCCCUAUUCCUACUGUCACUGUCAGCGAUGGUCGUAAUCUGCAAGGUUACUGUAGUGGGGAAAUACAGGCAUCAACAGUUUGAUCUCUUAUCUUGGGACUAUGUUCGCUGGUGGUUUGUGGACAGGCUCAUUGAUCUUUGGGAAGCUAUUGUGGGACAAUUUUUUGUGGAGACCAAGUACAUUUGGAUCUUCUAUAGGCUUCUAGGGGCAGAUCUGGCAUGGUCUUCCAAGAUUGAAGCCUAUUUUCGUGAGUUUGACCUCGUGACAGUUGGCGACAAUACUGUCAUUGGCCACCCAAUGAAGUGUCGAAAGUUCUCUCAAACAUUGGAUGCAGAUCCAAAGUUGACCUUCCGACCAAUUACGAUCGGAAAGGACUGCACAAUCUCUGGUAUGGUCAGCCCUGGAGCCAAGAUUGGAGAUGGAAGCAAGGUGGAGAAACUCUCUGUUGUGGAUGAGGGUGCUAUGGUCCCACAUGAUGUGCUUGCCAAAGGAAACCCAGCAUGUCAUGCAGGCUCAUUUGAGCACACCAAAUCAAAGAGUUCCGAAGCGUCCAUGGUGGAUGGGUUCAAGAUUCUUUGGACAACGCUCGAAGCAUACCACUUCUUCGCACUCUCCUUCUUGGUUCAUACCACACUCAACAUAAUAUUACCAUCAUGGCGAUAUGGGGGCAUUCUUCAUUGGAUCUUGCUGCUUCCAAUGACAUCCUUUCUUGCCCUCAUGACAAGCAUUGCCCUCAAAUGGCUCUUGAUUGGCAAAAGAGAUCCAGCGGAUGAAUAUGAGGGGUCUCUCUGGCGCCGAGCAACCAAUUGGGCAUGUGACUUCCACUUCCGCACAGCAUGUUGGUCGUUUAUUCCCUUUUUUGGGCAAUCAAGAAUAUGGAACAUCAUUCUUUUCCUCCAUGGCCUUGAUGUUGACAUGGUGUCAACUCUGAGUGGUCCAUACUUUGUCUUCCUACCUUCAAAAGUUGAUUUUGUAAAGAUCCGAGCAUCAUUUGUUGCCACCAUGUCACUCGACUUCAGCAAACAAGGGAAAUCCAAGAUUGAGAUCAUCAGUAGCAGCAUUGGCUAUGGUGCCAAUCUACAUGCAGGAGUCAAGAUAAUUCAAUCCACAAUCCCACCAAGGUCUAAUGUGUCUGACAGUAUCUAUGACUUGAACCAAGUAGGAAAGUUUCCAAAGAAGCCACCCAUGCUGCAAGAAGAAGUGGCUCUUCAGCUUAUGAAUGUGGUCGUUUUUGCAUCUAUCAUACCUUCCUACGAGAUUGGUCUGGCAGCUACAACAAGCUCUUCCCCAGUUAUUGUGGCAUUUGGCUUGGCUCUUGCGGUUCUGUUGCAAUUGGCCAUAUGGAUUCUUUCUACCAGGAUUGCGGAGUUUAUUUUGAUCCAUCUCCCAACCCAAGCCCAACAAGAUCUUUACGGAGUUUACCUCACUCAUGUCUGGUACUUUCGUGUGGGAAACUGGCUGGAGAUGCUUCUUUACGGAACCCCAAUGUUUGGUUACUAUGCACGAUUCAUGGGAGCAGAUGUUGAAGGAGACCUCUGGUACUUUGGCAAUGCUAUCUAUGAGUUCAGUUGCUUGCAUUUCAAAGGAAGAACAAUUGUGGACAGCUCCCAUGUGAGCGGACAUUAUCUCGACCUCAAUGGACUUACGCUUAGCGACACCUAUGUAUCAGGAUUGAUGCACCCCGGAUGCUAUGCCCGAGCGGGGUCUGAAGUCACUGAAAAAGAGAAUGGUCCCUGGAAAGUAUUCUUGAGAAGCGAUUUGGGAAUGCAGGAUUCGAAACCUGUUCUGAAAACACCCCAGGGUAGCAUGGAUCUACUUACUGACAGUCACCAGGAUAACCUCACGGAUGAUUUGCCCAUGGAGCUUGAAGUGUAGUUCAUCUGUCAUAAGGUUCAAUUACAAGACACAUCAAAUGGCUAUGUACUUUCGUGAUAAACAGCU